UCAUCAGCAUCCGACGCUGACAGCGGUCGAGGACGGCAUCCCGAGCCCCACCGACGCGCGGCGGCAUCGCAAGAUGAUCGGGGCCCACGGGAAGCGGGACUGACCGCGGAACAACAAGGCAAAGCCCGCAAAACAAAACAAAAAAACAAAAAAUAUGUGUGUGCUCCCACUACCUGCAUUAGGUUGUGAUGACCCACACUGCAUCCAAAUGUUUCUGUGACCCUCCCCAAACCUGACUCCUAACCUCUAACCCCUGACCUUUGACCCCCACACUAUGGGCAGUGUUGGCAGUGGGGUGGCAGGCGAGCAGGAAUUUGCAAUGAAGUCCGUUGGCACGAGGACCACGCUGCCCCGCGCCCCUCCUCUCUCACGGCGUUGCCCUGGUGACCGCAGCUGCAGCGCAGAGCGUCUGCCCCGACCCGCCGCCACUAUAUCCGACGGGACGGCCUCUAGCGACGAGCGAGGGAGCGUUAGUAUCAGCACCGGGACCUGUACCGACCGGCCGACCGAAACGGCCUCCACCACCAACACGGAAUGUACCAUGGCGGCGGCCAACAACAACAGCCAGCUGGAGUGCGGCAACGCGGCUAUCAGGAGGGAGUGGGAAAGGGAGAGGCAACGUGAACGGGGGAGAGACAGGGACCGGGACCGAGACUGGGACCGGGAGAGGUUGGAUAGGGAGCGAGAGCGUGAGAGGAACAGGGAGAGAGAGCGGGAACGGGUGGAGAGGGAGAGGCUGGAACGAGAGCGGGAGAGAGAACGGGAGAGAGCCCGGGAGAGGGAGAGGGAGAGGAUCGAGAGGGAGAAGAUCGAAAGGGAGCGGGAGCGAGAACGGGAAAGAGAGAGGGAGAGGGAACGGGAGAGGCUGGAGGGGGAACGACUGGAGAGAGAGAUGCAGGCCGCCGGUCUGGACGUGUGCGGGAACGUCGUGGGCCGAGGCGCCAACGAGAAGAACGGUGUUGGGGUGAACCAGCAUCAACACAGAGAGAUGGUAGCCGCCAGAACCGACGCUGAGAACAACCAAGCGGGACACAACCCACCCAAAAUCAUGGCGGUGUCAGGAAAACUGGAGCAGGCAAUGCAGAGAGACUCCGGCCUCGUUCGUCCGUCCGCCUUCAAACCGGUGGUUCCGAAGAGUUUCCACUCCAUGCAGAACCUGGUGGGCCAGGCGGGCGGGGCUGGGAGCGAGGGCAAGAGCGAGACGAGGGGCGAAGGCUUCGGUGAGGGAAGAGGCGGCAGGAGAGGCAGGGAUGGUGGAGGGGGAGAGUCGGGAGAGGUGCCGGAGGCCCUCCUCCUGGACCAGGAAAGCCCGGUGAGGGUCAGCAGAGGUGAGGGUGUGGGAAAUCCCAAUGAGGUGGUUCAGGGGGGUAUGUCCGACUCUGGCAGGAACUCUCUGACCAGCCUGCCCACCUACACGGCUUCGGGCUCUGGCUGUGGACCCCCGGCUGUAUUGGGGCCGCUGAGUGCUUCCACAAGCCACAUCAACAGGUUGGGCAUGGUUGGGGCGGCAGCGGGCUUGGACAAGUUAGAAAAGCCUGGCUACCAGAACGGGCUUUGUGCGUCAGACAGCGGUCGAUCUUCGUCGGGGAAGAGCUCCUCGUCCUAUCAGAGGCUGAGUCACAUGAGUGAUGCACCGGGACCAUUACGCCCCUCCCCUUCCUCGGAUGACAUCAUCCAGGACCUGGAGGACCGCUUGUGGGAGAAAGAGCAAGAGGUGCAGCACAUGCGCCGCAACUUGGACCAAAGUGAAGCCGCCAUCAUUCAGGUGUUUGAGGAGAAGCAGCGCGUGUGGGAGCGACAGAUGGAUGAGUUGAGACAGAACUAUGCCACGCGCCUGCAGCAGGUUACGCGGCGUGCACAGCGUUCGCAGACCGCCCUGCAGGCCCAGAUAACCCGUUUGUCCCAAGACAAGAGGAGGCUCCAGGAGGAGAUGGCUGCCCUGCUUGCCCAGCGAGAGGAGCUGGAGCGAAAGUGUCUGGAUUACAGGAAGGAGCAGGCUGACAUAUUACCACGUCUGGAGGAGACCAAGUGGGAGGUGUGUCAGAAGGCCGGCGAGAUCUCCCUGCUGAAGCAGCAGCUGAGGGAAAGCCAGGCAGAGGUAACGCAGCGGGCGGGGGAGAUGGUGGCUCUGAGGGGCCAGCUCAAAGAGCUCAAUGCCCAGCUGAGGGAGCAGGAGGAGGCCAUGCUCGGACUGAAGGAGUCCUACAGCACCAAAGGUCUGGAGCUGGAGAAGUGCGAGGCGGACCUGAGGAGGACUCUGUCGGAGGUGUCCAUCCUUCGAGAGAAGCUGGGUGUUUUCGAGGUAGAGGUGCUGAGUCUAAAACGAGCUCUGAAUGAAGUCAGCAGAGGAGCCGAGGUUGUCAUGAGCCCAAACUUAGCUGCUGCGGGCCUGUUGCCACCCUGGGGAAUGGUCCACUGUCCGCGAACGCCCGGCGAUCCGUCAACCAACUCCCUCCUCCCUACGGCCGACACGCUGCUGAGUCUUCAGAGUGACGAAGCCAAAGCCCAGAGGCAGGAGGCUCAGCGGCAACGCGAGGAAGCGCAGUGGCAACAGCAGCAGCGUCAGGAUGCCCACAUGCAGCAGGACAUGCAGAUGCGGCAGGACGCUCACCUCCGCCACGAAGCCCAACUCCGCCACGAGGCCCAGCUGCGCCACGAGGCCCAGCUCUGUCAGGAGGCCCAGCAGCGGCAGCAGGACGCUCACUGGGACGAGGCUGGCGAGCUGCGCAGACAGCUGGAGCAGCUGCAGGCCGCCCUGCGCCUCGAGCGGCAGCAACGCGAGCGCCAGGCCCUCAACUUCGACCAGGAGCGACACACCUGGCAGGACGAGAAGGAGCGGGUGUUGAAAUACCAGGCCCAGUUGCAGCUGAGCUACGUAGAGACCCUGCAGAAGAACCAGGCUUUGGAGAAACGGAUGAGCCAGCUGGGAAACAAACCCAGCACCGCAUGCACCGUCCCCACCACCACUGUCACCAACAGCUCCCCUUCCUCUUCAUCCAGUUCUCCACCUCCACAAUCCCUCUCAGCUCUCUCUCCUCAGCCACCACCAUCUAUCCCCGGUCCCAUCACCCUCACCCUUUCCCCGCCUUGCGAAGACCAAAAGGGUCCGCCAUCUCUCCACCAGCUUGCCCCUCCUUGGGCAGGACCCUCCCGCCUGGAGAGGAUAGAGUCCACUGAAAUUUAAGAAGAAAACAUGCAUGAAAACGCUCCCAAAAUUGCCCAACAAACACACUCACAAAAUACCACAUCACAUCGUACUGUAAGAGAAUUUCAGCUGACCAUAAUCAUAAAAACACCAAACACAAGCAGGUUGAUUAAAACAGAAAAUGUCCACACAAAGUUGCACACCACCUCCUGCAUUAUCAGAAGAAGAAGAAAAAAACUGUGCCACACUGCAGGACAACAAACUGACUUUGUUUAGGUGACAGCACUAACACAGCGGUCGUUUAUUUCAUGCCCGUGCCAGGGAAAAAAGGACCAAGACAAUCAGGGAUAUUGUCAGAAAUUACAAAAAGAGUAUUAUCAUUAUUAUUAUUAUGCGACAUUUAUUAUUCAUUGUAAGUCUGUGUCAGUCGUAUAACGUACAAGUAGAACUAGUGGUCAGAGUGUGUGACGUUAACCUGCAUUUUUGGCCAGAGAGCGCCUUACUCCAUCUUUUCCAGCAUGUGUAAGAAAAUAACUAUUGCUGGGAUCCAGAAAAAAAAAAUCAAGUGUGAAUAUAAUUUGCAGUGCUUUGACUAUAUAUAUUUAUCUAUAUAGGUCACCCACUUAUUCCACAUUAGGUGACAUCACGCUGUACUUUUCCCAUUGAAGUCGGUUUUCAUGACAUUUCAUGCACAACGUCCAACAUGCAUGAGUCAAACAUAUCCUCAAAUCCAACAGAGCUUAUAUUUUGUAAAAUAAUAAUAAUAAAUUAAUUAUAUGUUUAGAUGAUAAUCAACCCAAUCCAAAUAUUAUGAGAAGUUUUAAGUUUACCUUCACCUGCGGUGACUAAAAAUGAACCCUAGAGGUCGGUAUUGAUCUAUCACGGUGCUCCAAGAUGACUUUCUUUCCUCCUUAAACUGUAUAACGGUGGAAACAAAUGAAUGGAAGCACACCAACUCAAUUUGCUUAAUGUCAGGAAAUAAAUCCCAAAGUUAAAAACAAAUAAAAUAAUAUAGAAUUUAUGUUAUAGAAGAAAUAAAUACUUAUAGUUAUAGAUUGUACACGUGUGUGAAUGAAGAAGUGUGUGCGUGUGUGUGUGUGCGUGUGUGUGUGUGCGCGUGCCAGUUUAUAAAGACUGAUGAUAGAGGGACUAGUGGCAAUAUUGCAAGUACAAAUAUAUUAAGAAAGAAUUAUUUGAUUUUUGUUAAGUAGAGUAAAAUGGAGACGAAGAGAAGCGGGUGUUAGAUUUUGUGCAUCUGUUUAUCUGCAUCGUUUAUUCAGACUGAAUAGUGGGAGCGUUCAGCCUAACUGCACUACAUCAUGUCCAGUUGACAUGUACAUUAGACUCCAGUAUGAAUACCAUGGCUUUUAUAUGUGUUGUUCAUGCCGGCAUACAAGGAUGUUGCUCAAGAAUAUUAACGUAUCGCUAGGGAAUCACAUAGUAUUAUCAUCUUUAUUACUGUUAUUAUAAAUAUGGUAAAAUGACAAAGAAAAUGUGCCAUUGAGGUUUUUUUUUCCUUUUUUUUUUUUUACUCUGUAGAUAGCAUAUUGGCCUAUCAUAAUGGUGUAACCAUGACCACAUUGUUCCCCCAACACCCCGAAAAAGAGAAAAGAUGCUCCUUUUGAUGUAGGUGAUAAACGUAGUUACAGUAUUGCAUUGUUUAGAGAGCAAAAUGCUAUCAAUUUUAUACAUGUUUCAGGUUUAUUGUUUACAGAUAUGUUAUUAGUAUUGUUCUGGCUUGAUUAAAACCACAUCUUUGUUCAAAUCAGCUGACUGAAUAAAC
Molecule: messenger RNA, 4928 nt
Organism: Phycodurus eques (leafy seadragon)
Lineage: Eukaryota; Metazoa; Chordata; Actinopteri; Syngnathiformes; Syngnathidae
Gene: lzts3b
Product: leucine zipper, putative tumor suppressor family member 3b
Exons: 8
Coding region: 275-3184 (969 amino acids)
Biological process (GO): regulation of dendritic spine morphogenesis
Cellular component (GO): dendritic spine
Source: RefSeq, a predicted model, not a curated record